Cylicocyclus nassatus is the source of this 900-nucleotide messenger RNA. The record is from the annotation of a GenBank genome assembly. NCBI's taxonomy places the organism in Eukaryota, Metazoa, Nematoda, Chromadorea, Rhabditida, Strongylidae.
AUGCAGCGGAAACAAAACUCAAGCGAUGAAGCAAACCCAGCACCAACUACGAUGACCACUACACCUACGACAACAACUGCUACAACGACAGCGACAACAACAACAGCAACAGCACCGAACAUCAAUUACGUCUGCGUAGCGGAUUUGCAAUACAUCAACAUAGAAGGGAUAGAAAAGGAAAAGAGUCUAAUCCAAAAAGUUGCCGGCAUGCUUUUCGAAGAAAGUCCAAACUCGACUGCCGGGAUUUGGUCUUACGGAUCCGUAAUACGAACAAAGGAUUUCGCAAAAGUAUUCGAUAACAUGCGUGAUACUUAUGCCGAAUUUAAAGCUGAUCUUACCGUUGCGAUGCUGAGAGGGCUUCAACAUAAUGACUUGGGUGAAAACUUAUCAGUCAUAAACACUGCGGUCGACUCGAAAGGAAGAGCGAAUAGAUUGCUUUUUAUGUGUGGGGCAGAUACCAUUGGGGAAAACUGGAUCAUCAGUCCGAGUUAUAAUUACACGAAAAUUGUGGUCGUCAGUUUGCAAGGCGCAGACUUUACGGGACAUGUAGACGAUCGAGGAUUAAUCAUCAAUGUUCCUCUCGAUGACUACAAAGAUGAGGAUGUCCAAAAAAUAGUUGAAGCAUUGCUUUCAUAAAUUUUACCCGAGCUUAACUUUGUACAUGAAGAGGAGACACCGUUAACACGACUGAGAAUACAACAAAUCCAUCGAAUUCACUGUUAAUCUUGUUGUAUGAAAAACCAAGAUUCGCAUGAUUUCGAAGGAUAAGCUUCACAGGAUUUUCUGAUAUUGCAUGGUGAAUCCAUCGAUUAGAUUUGCGAAAGAGUAAAAUUCGAUUCACACCACUUCUUAUAUCGAGCUAACAAUGUAUUUUAUCUAUCAUGGAAGACAAAAUUUAAC